Molecule: messenger RNA, 1044 nt
Organism: Aspergillus udagawae
Lineage: Eukaryota; Fungi; Ascomycota; Eurotiomycetes; Eurotiales; Aspergillaceae
Product: isopenicillin N synthase family dioxygenase
Exons: 5
Coding region: 1-1044 (347 amino acids)
Molecular function (GO): dioxygenase activity
Source: RefSeq, a predicted model, not a curated record
AUGGCUGAUUUCUCCUCCAUUCCCAUCAUCGACUUUGGUCGACUUCAAGAUCCCUCCACCAAAGAAGAAACUCUCGCUCAGCUGCGGGAGGCUAUCUUCGUGGUGGGAUUCCUGUACCUAACCAACCAUGGCAUGGAGGCAAUUAUUAAAAAAGCACAUGCUGCCCUUCCCGAACUCUUUGCCUUACCGUCCGAAGUCAAAGAAAAAUGCAACAUGAUCAAUUCCCCCUCGUUCGUGGGAUAUACCCGGCUGGGCGCGGAGACAACGGCCGCACGAACCGACUGGCGCGAACAGUUUGACUUUGGAACGCCCGGUAUGAAGCAGUGGUCGUCCAAUGAUCCGAUUUGGCAGAGGCUUGAGGGGAACAGCCAGUAUCCCGAUUACCCCGGUGCCCAAGAACUGGUGGAGGAGUACAUCGCCGAGUCGGCCAAGUUGUCUAAAACAUUCAUGCGCCUAGUGGCCGAAUGUCUGUCUCUACCGCCGACCACCUUUGAAGCGUUCAAGGGGAACAUGGACCGACUCAAGUUCGUCAAGUACCCGCAGUCCCCGCCGGAGUCGCAGGGUGUCGGUCCGCACAAGGACUCGGCCGGGCUGUUUACGUUUCUCUCGCAGGAUGAUACGGGGGGAUUGCAGGUCCUCAAUAAAAAAGGCGAAUGGAUUGAUGCGCCGCCAAUCGAGGGGAGUCUGGUGGUGAAUAUUCAGCAGGGAUUUGAAGCUAUUACGGGGGGUGUCUGUACGGCCACCACGCAUCGCGUUAUUGCACCCACGUCAAAGACCAGAUAUAGCAUCCCUUUCUUCCUUGGGGUGCGACUGGACCUCACCCUGGCCCAGCUCAAAGAGUCGGCGGCGCAUAUCGUGCAGCGGAUCCCGGCGUCGGAUGAUCGCAAGAAGAGGGCAGUGGAUGUCCCGAGCGAGUUUCUGUCGCCAUUGUACUCUUGCUUCGGGGAGGCGCAUCUGCGGAAUCGCAUUCUGAGCCAUCCGGAUGUAGGCCAGAAAUGGUAUCCGGAGUUGUAUGAAAAGUAUUCCAAGCAGGUAUUGACAUAG